Williopsis jadinii is the source of this 1533-nucleotide messenger RNA. RefSeq names its product bifunctional fructose-2,6-bisphosphate 2-phosphatase/6-phosphofructo-2-kinase. Gene Ontology annotation, cellular component: cytosol. The coding region runs from base 1 to 1533 and encodes 510 amino acids. The record is from RefSeq and is a predicted model, not a curated record. Gene Ontology annotation, molecular function: fructose-2,6-bisphosphate 2-phosphatase activity; ATP binding; 6-phosphofructo-2-kinase activity. The transcript has a single exon. NCBI's taxonomy places the organism in Eukaryota, Fungi, Ascomycota, Saccharomycetes, Phaffomycetales, Wickerhamomycetaceae. Gene Ontology annotation, biological process: fructose 2,6-bisphosphate metabolic process; fructose metabolic process.
AUGAUUCAACCACCUAAGUAUCCUGGUAAUUACUCCGCUAGGAAGCAGAAGCGUUGGUCUCAGGGAAGCCGUAACUCUCAGAGCUCAGGACAGAUACGGACAGAUGCAGUGCACUCCCGUCUACAGCCUAACCAUAUCUUUCCAGCGCAGCUGUACUCGACGGAGUCUGGCCGCCUGUUCCACGCCGGCAAGGUGUUGAUCUGCCUGGUGGGUCUUCCAGCAAGAGGUAAGACCAGGCUCUCGGUGUCCUUGACGAGAUACCUCAGAUGGUUGGGUGUCAAGACACAUACCUUCCACGUGAGUGACUACAGAAGAGCAAAGUAUGCCAAUUUUGAGGAUGAUAUACCGGAUGACUACUUCAGAGCCGAGCCAACAUCGGAGGAAGGUGUGAGGAUGCGCCAGAGUAUCUUGCAAGACUGUCUGGAUGAUAUGCUCGGCUUCUUUGAGAAGGAUAAAGGCCAGGUUGCGGUCUAUGAUGCGUUGAACGUGCUGAAGAAGGACCGUGAGCUUGUGCAGGAGCUGUUCUCGAAGAACCACAUCAAGGUGCUGUUCAUUGAGAGUAUUGUUGAUGAUCCUUCUGUCAUCAACCGCAAUGUCCAGAACGCUGCUGCGUCGCCAGACUACGAAGGCUGGGACCCUGCGAAGGCCAGAAAGGAUUACCUGAAGAGAAUCAACGCCAAUGCUCCCAUCUACCAGCCUAUGAACGAAGACGGUGAUGAGUCUCACCUGCGUUACAUCAAGUUUAUCAACUUUGGUGAGAGAUUGAUCACCAACAAUAGCCAAUAUGGUUAUCUGGUGAACAGAAUCGUGUUCUUCUUGAUGAACUCAAGAAUCAAGACCGGAUGUGUAUAUUUUGCAAGAUGCGGUAAGAGCGACCUGGAUAAAUACGUUGAUGAUGAAGUGUUGAACGAGGAAGGUUUACAGUUCUCUGAGACAUUGGCUAACAAACUGCUUGAUACAAUCGCAAAGAGGAAGAAGGGCAGCCCUGUACCAGUCUCGUUGAAUGCAAGCUCAGGAUCAUCAACAGAUACUCUAGAGAAGCAUGCGUUUAGACAACCACCAACAGCUGAUGGUACGAACGACGAUUCGUUUGUUGUUUGGACAGCUACUCGUAAGAGAACCUCUGCCACUGCUGAUCCGUUCAGAAGACGUGGUAUUACGGUCCGUGAACGUUAUCAGCUCAAUCAGUUGAACCCAGGUGAGAUUGCAGACCUGACACUGGAGGAAGUGAAGCAGAGAUUCCCAGAUGAAUGGGCACAAGAUCAAGACGAUCCAUACCAUCACCGCUAUCCACGCGCAGAGUCCUUCCAUGACCUUGCGGUGAGAAUGGAGCCUCUCUUGUUGGAGAUGGAGCGUAUGAGUGGUGAUAUGCUCAUCAUUGCUCAUGAAUCAGCACUGGCUGUGUUGUAUGGCUAUUUGAUGGCAUGCUCUUGUUAUGAGAUUCCAUCGUUGCAGUUCCCAAGAGACGAACUGGUGGAGAUCUCAUACUCACCCUACGAGAACCAUGCCAGACGCAUCAAUAUCAACGACUAA